Messenger RNA from Zea mays, 832 nucleotides. RefSeq names its product actin-depolymerizing factor 3. The transcript has 3 exons. Bases 173 to 592 code for a protein of 139 amino acids. Gene Ontology annotation, cellular component: actin cytoskeleton. Lineage: Eukaryota; Viridiplantae; Streptophyta; Magnoliopsida; Poales; Poaceae. Gene Ontology annotation, molecular function: actin binding. The record is from RefSeq and is marked provisional. Gene Ontology annotation, biological process: actin filament depolymerization.
AUCAAAACACGAGGCGUCUCCCGCAGGACUGGUCACUCGGCACGCAGGCAGAGGCAGCACAGCAGCAGCCAGCUCCAUCCAUCCUCUUUCCCCUCCUCGCUUCGCUUCCUCGGCGGAUUCCUCCUCCCUCGGCCGUCCCCGUCCCCUUUUUCGGCGCGCGAGCUCGCCCGAGAUGGCAAACGCGAGAUCGGGUGUCGCUGUGAAUGACGAGUGCAUGCUCAAGUUCGGCGAGCUGCAGUCGAAGAGGCUGCACCGCUUCCUAACUUUCAAGAUGGACGACAAGUUCAAGGAGAUCGUUGUGGACCAGGUCGGGGAUCGCGCUACCAGCUACGAGGACUUCACAAACAGCCUCCCCGAGAAUGACUGCCGAUACGCGAUCUAUGAUUUCGACUUUGUCACUGCAGAAGAUGUCCAGAAGAGCAGGAUCUUCUAUAUCCUAUGGUCCCCAUCCUCCGCCAAGGUGAAGAGCAAGAUGCUUUAUGCAAGCUCAAACCAAAAAUUCAAGAGUGGGCUCAAUGGCAUUCAGGUGGAACUGCAGGCUACUGAUGCAAGUGAAAUCAGCCUUGAUGAGAUCAAGGAUCGGGCUCGCUAGGCAUCAUGAUCAUGCAUCAUGGACUCGGCCUACUACUGUGGAUUUGUAUGCCAUUAUAGACUUGGUGCUGUGAAAGACUGCUUGAUGAUUUGCGGGUUUGUUGCUGUGUAAAAAAAGGUCCCAUGGCUCCCAGAAGACCAUGAAGGUUCGGAUCUAUCAUGUAAUUCCUUGUUAUCUGCCAAUUAUGUAUGGACUAUGGACAUGUGUUGCGCUGUUCAACUUACUACUACAAAUAAGUAA